Messenger RNA from Lactuca saligna, 375 nucleotides. The record is from the annotation of a GenBank genome assembly. Lineage: Eukaryota; Viridiplantae; Streptophyta; Magnoliopsida; Asterales; Asteraceae.
AUGUUGCACACCUCAGGUUCUAUUUCAAGCUUUUUCACACUCAAGAUAAAUCAAUGGCGUUCGUUCACAAAUACGGUAUCUGGAAGGUCAAACAUAGAUGGGCUUGUGGAUCACUUUGAUUUUGUGGACAUGGAUGUGUUUUCAGUCCAUGAGUUAGAUGAUGUGAUGGCAGUUUUAGGUGCUGGAGGUUCUAAUAGAGCUUCGAUACUGGUGGCAAACGAAUAUCAUCACUGGUCUAAAAGAAUGGAGAGGUAUCUACGAAGACUUAGAGGAGAUGUUUGGAGAUCUGUAGAAGAAGGACCCCAUGCCAUAUUCUUACUUCAGUUCAGAAUGAUGGCACUCAAGCUAGACCGGGAGGAGGUCAGCCUGCCAUGA